GGUAAUGGCACUCAAAUCUAUCUACAUGAGAGCAUUCACAUGCCUCUGUUGCUUGAUUUUAUCUUCACUUGUUUUGACUACUUCAGGACAUUAUCUCAAGCAACAGACGUAUGAUAGUGAAAUUUCUCCAUGGGAUGUGCUAGAAGUCCAAAUUCCACAAUCUUGGAAAGCGCCAAUAACGAUGGAAAAAAGGGCGAUGAUGCGUUUGGGUAAACGGGCGACGAUGCAUUUUGAUAAGCGGGCAAUGAUGAGGCUUGGCAAGUAGAAGUGUUCGAUUCGGAGCGGAUAACUCUUUGACGAUCAGCCGCGAUGGUUCAGCUGUUGAAGCUUUGCUCUGUUAGGAGUCAUAAUUCGCUUAUUUUGUCAAUAAAAUAUGUUGUAA
Messenger RNA from Cylicocyclus nassatus, 382 nucleotides. The record is from the annotation of a GenBank genome assembly. NCBI's taxonomy places the organism in Eukaryota, Metazoa, Nematoda, Chromadorea, Rhabditida, Strongylidae.